Messenger RNA from Amaranthus tricolor (Joseph's coat), 2550 nucleotides. Its product is annotated as probable rhamnogalacturonate lyase B. The record is from RefSeq and is a predicted model, not a curated record. The coding region runs from base 378 to 2420 and encodes 680 amino acids. Lineage: Eukaryota; Viridiplantae; Streptophyta; Magnoliopsida; Caryophyllales; Amaranthaceae. Gene Ontology annotation, molecular function: catalytic activity; carbohydrate binding. Gene Ontology annotation, biological process: carbohydrate metabolic process. The transcript is spliced from 17 exons.
CCUUAACGAAGUUAUUUUUUUCUUUAUAUUUUAAUAAAAAAAUAAAGGAGGAUAAAAGUCUAAAGAAGGAAAUAAACGAAACAUAUUUUAUGAUUCUACUACAUUCCCAUUUCCCAUUUCCCACUAAACACCAUUUUGAUACCAUUCAAGCUCUAAAGACAUAUAUAUAUAUAGAUAGAUAAACUUACACAUUCCCAAUUUCUUCUGUUUUUUCACAUUUUAGUAAUAGCUUAUAAACACAACAAAAGCCUUAAAUAAGGAGAUAAUUAAAUCGAACAUUUGUCCUUAAGUUUCACUUUCCCUCGGCCUGCCCUGUGAUCCAAGAAAAGAAGAGACCUAAAUCAAACCUUUCAUUUAAUAUUUAUCAAGGUUUGGAGAUGAAUGUUGGUUGGAUAAGACAUGGAAAUUUGAGUUUAAAGCUCUUAUUAGUGAUGGGAAUUGUGCUUUUUUUUGUCUGUAAUUGUUCAGCCAAAUCCCAUCAUAAACGAGUGAACGACGACUAUGAUUCAUUGCCUGGGGUCACUAUGAACGUUACCGAUGCUGAGGUCGUGAUAGACAAUGGCAUCGUGCAAAUCACAAUCGCAAAUCCAGAAGGUCAUUUGAUGGGUGUUUGCUACGGUGGAGUAAAUAAUAUACUCGAAACUCCUAACAAAGAAUCGAAUAGAGGGUAUUGGGACGUAGUUUGGGGAACUACAAAUUACUACGGUACUGACUGGUUGUUAGGAUCAACUUUUAACGUGAUAGUAGAAAAUGAGGAUCAAGUGGAGGUUUCGUUUUCGUAUAAAUGGGAUUCAACUACAUGGAAUACAUCAAAUGUCUGGAGAAUUCCGGCAAAUGUUGACAGACGGUAUAUAAUGCUUCGAGGAUCAUCUGGGUUCUAUACGUAUAUGAUAUUAGAGCGUGAGGAGGGAGUGAUGCCUGAAGCGAAUAUCUUCCAAAUCAGGACGGUUUAUAAGCUAGAUCAAGAGCGGUUCCAAUAUAUGGCUAUUUCAGAUGACAGGCAAAGGAUCAUGCCUUCACCAAAGGAUCGUGAGACGGGACUUCCCCUUGCCUUCAAAGAAGCUGUUCUGUUGACUGAUCCUACAAAUCCUAAUUUGAGAGGCGAGGUAGAUGACAAGUACCAGUACUCAUGCGACGAUAAAGAUAACAAGGUGCAUGGAUGGAUAUCGUUUGAUCCACAAAUCGGGUUUUGGAUUAUUACUCCAAGCAAUGAGUUUCGUUCUGCAGGACCCGUCAAGCAAGAUCUCACUUCCCAUGUUGGCCCAACUGCAUUAGCUAUGUUUCACAGUGCACACUAUGCUGGUUAUGAUGUAACUAUGUCAUUUCAAGAAGGGGAACCAUGGAAGAAGGUGUUUGGGCCCUAUUAUGUUUAUCUUAAUUCAGCUUCUGAUUAUACCGAUUUUCAUGAACUUUGGGAAGAUGCAAAGCACCAGAUGAAACAAGAAACCCGAAGCUGGCCUUACGAAUUCCCAUUAUCGAAUGACUUCCCUAAGUCUGUUGAACGCGGUUUUGUUUAUGGUCGCUUGCAAGUCCACGAUAGGUAUAGAUGGAAGGUUGUAAAGUCUGCAAGUCAUGCGUGGAUUGGGCUCGCAGCACCAGGUGUAGCAGGGUCUUGGCAAACUGAAACCAAAGUUUAUCAAUUUUGGACUCGAGCAGAUCGUAAUGGAGGUUUCAUGAUCAAAGGGAUUCAUGAAGGUGUUUACAACUUAUUUGCUUGGGUUCCGGGUUUCAUUGGAGAUUAUGUUUACGAAGAAGAAAUCACUAUUGCUCAAGGCUCUGUACUCAAACUGGGUAAUCUUGUCUACGAGCCACCGAGAAAUGGACCAACAUUAUGGCAAAUUGGGUAUCCAGACCGUACUGCAUUAGAGUUCUACAUUCCGGAACCAAAUAGCUUAUUCGUAAACAAACUUUACACCGAUAGUAACGUUAACCGAUUCAGGCAAUACGGCCUUUGGGAACGUUAUGCUGAGUUGUAUCCUGACGAAGAUCUGAUUUACACUGUUGGCGAAAGCGAUUUUCAUACCGACUGGUUUUUUGCCCAAGUUACCAGGAAGGAGGAGAAUAAUACCUAUAAGCCGACAACAUGGCAGAUCGUGUUUACCCUUGAAGAAGUGAUCAACUCUUCAAACUACACUCUGAGAAUAGCCUUGGCUUCUGCCACUAGGGCUGAAUUGCAAGUACGAUUCAAUGAACCGGAACUAAGCAUACCUCACUUCACCACAACAGUAAUUGGUACGGAUAAUGCAAUUGCAAGGCAUGGUAUUCAUGGGAUAUAUAGAUUGUAUAAUGUGGAUGUUCCAAGUGAAUGGCUUUGUGUAGGGAACAAUACCUUGUAUCUCAAGCAAUCAAGACAUGAUUCCCCUUUCUUUGGAGUUAUGUAUGACUAUAUUCGGCUUGAAGGCCCCCCUCGAACAAUCUAAUACAAGUUUUACAUAUACGGUUUACAUUGGAGUAGAACUGCAUGAUUAAUUUCUUUCUGUUUUACUUUUGUAUAUAAUUAAAGAACAUUGUAGUUGUUAUAAGAAGAAAAAUCAAACAAGCAGUAGGUAU